Tribolium castaneum (red flour beetle) is the source of this 3058-nucleotide messenger RNA. RefSeq names its product leucine-rich repeat-containing protein 15-like. The transcript is spliced from 3 exons. Gene Ontology annotation, molecular function: protein binding. The record is from RefSeq and is a predicted model, not a curated record. Bases 2063 to 3022 code for a protein of 319 amino acids. NCBI's taxonomy places the organism in Eukaryota, Metazoa, Arthropoda, Insecta, Coleoptera, Tenebrionidae. Gene Ontology annotation, cellular component: plasma membrane.
GGAGUCACGACCUGUGAUUACUCCACGAUAAACAAAUCCGAAAUUAGUUGUCUGCUCGUUGUCACUUGAUUCAAAAAUGAGAUUUUUCCACUUGGCGUUAUUAUUUAUUGUCAUCAAAUCGGGCGAAAGUCGGGACUUGUGGGGACUAGGAGUACCAAAACUGUUCGUACCACAGCUCCAGAAAAAUCGUCCACUUCAACUAAACCAGUCGUACCACCAGCUUGAAAUCGUGGACGUUUCCGGGACUAUUUUUUCCGAUUCUUUUUCGCAACUCCACAAUGUGACGGAGCUCCGGUUGAGCCACAGCGAGGUCCGAAAAAUUGACUCCGGAGCCUUGUGUUCACCCCCAAAUUUGACAAUUUUGGAACUUGAUUUGAGCAUGAACAGUGAACCCCCAAAACUGAGCAAAAACAUGUUCAAAAAUUGCGAAAAGUUGGAGCAACUUUUUUUGAAGUUUGACUAUAACACGCCUUCGACUAUUGAGGAAAAUGCUUUGGAGGGUUUGGCCUUGGAGGUAUUUGGGGUUGAUAGUCUAAAAGUGGAACAUUUGAGGAAAAACUUCUUGAAGCUCAAUCCGCAAAAUUUGAAGAAGUUGAUUUUGUCUCACAUUCACCUAACCGGGAUCGAAGCCGGCGUUUUUGACAGUUUUUCGAAGUUGGAGGAAGUUGAGAUUGUCCACAACCCGGAGUUGACUCAACUUCCGGUUGACUUGUUCGAAAAAACGAAACUCAAACGGUUGAUUUUGCGUGAUAAUGGACUUGAUUUGACUUGGGAUGAGUUGAAAAAUUUGCCAUUUUUGGAGGAAUUGGACGUUUUUGAUAAUCAAAUUAAGUAUUUCAAUGCCACCAAAAUUCACACAAAUUUGCCAAAAUUGAAGAAGUUCUUCAUGGAACUGAAUCUACAAUCGUGCAAGACUGUGGAAAUGUCCAAGAAGGAGUUGAAGGAGAAGUACCGCAGUAUUGAAUUCCCAGACGAGCAUUUUUCCCAGUUUUGUGAAAGCAAGAACUUACAUUUAUAAAUGUGGGACAAUGAUAAGAGUGAUAAAUCGAAAUGUUAAUAACAUUCAUUGCGUGACUAUAAGUUGAUUAGUGCUGUCUUCACAAUGAAUUUCAAACUUUUCACAUUUUUGUUGUAUUUUCAAAUUUUCGAAGGCCAAACUCGUGAUUUUUGUGACCAAAAUUGUGUCGAAAUCAGCGGUUUGCGAGGCCCCCUUUACUACGAAACCCUAACCCAACUCUACGGCAUCACCGACUUGAAAAUCUUCAACAACCAAAUCACAGAAAUUGAAACUGGCGCCAUUUGUUCACUGCCUACUUUACAAAAGUUGGAACUAAAUUUCGCCGGCAAUUUUCAAGCUCCACCACUGUCUAAAAACACAUUCCGGCAAUGCAAACACCAACUCCGCCACUUAUUUGUCAAACUCGACUUUGAAAAGCCUUCAAAAAUCGACACCGACACGUUUGAAGACACACAUUUGAGGACUUUGGCUCUGGAAAGCCACAAAAUCGGGUUUUUAAAACGCAAUUUUUUGAAGCUGCGACGUGAGAGCUUGACGAGACUGGUCCUCAUCAGGUGCCACAUUUCCGGGAUUGGAAGCAACGCCUUUGAAGGAUUAGCGCAUUUGGAAGAACUCGAAAUCAGUUACAAUAAAAACUUGACUCAAAUACCCGAAAAAGUGUUUCGCGGAUUGAUAAAUUUAAGGCGCUUGUUUUUGGAUUAUAACAGGAUUAGGGAUUUGAGUUGGAGCGAGUUUGAGGGGUUGUCUAAACUCGAGUUUUUAAAUUUGAGCGGAAACAGGAUUCUUAAUUUUGAUCCGGAUAAAGUGAGUCGGGUUUUGCCAAAUUUGAAGUAUCUGGAAAUUAAGAAAAAUUUGUGGCCUUGUAAGUUGAAGGAAAAUUUUGCGAGUAAAUUGGUCGAGAAAAUGAACGAUUCGGUCACUGUUGUGUAUUCUGAUGAUAAUGUUUGUGUACAGUAAUAAAGUUUUGAUAAGAAUUUUGUGGUUUUGAUACACUUUGCCCUCAUUCUGCACUGAAUGUUAUUUUAGUGCAAAAUUGCAUACAAGAUGUUUUUUGAAAGCAUCUUUUUGCUUAUUUUGGUCGUAAAUCCAGCAUUAUCAAGUCUCUGGGAGGACAGUUUGCCUGAAAUUUCCGAUAUAGAGCUAAGGAAAGAACCGCUUCAAAUUAACGAAACUUAUACUCAAGUCAAGCUUGAUAAUGUGACCGGAACCCUUUACGCAACUUCCUUAUCAAAAUUAUCAAAAAUAACGGAUCUUCAGAUUUACACCAACGGGUUAGAAGAUGUGGAAGACGGUGCUUUUUGCUCACCCCCGAUUUUGAAAAACUUUGAAAUUAUCUUCAACACAAAGGAAAAGCUUCUAACAAUUACCAAAAACAUUCUCAAAGGUUGUGAUAAGCUUGAAGGGUUGGUAAUAGUGACAGAACCCGACAAUAUGUUGAUGCUUGCCGAAGAUGCGUUAGAAAAUUUGCCAAACUUGAGAAACCUUCAAUUGAUGGGUUUCAACCUAACUCAGCUCUCACCAAACUAUUUUAAAAAUUUAAAUUCCUUGCAAAUUCUUACAAUCCGAAGUUGUAACGUGGCUAGAAUUGAGCCAAAUUUUUUCAAAAAUUUGCCAAAUUUGAAAGACUUGGAAAUCAGUUGGAACGAAAUAACUGAAUUGCCUCAAAAUUUGUUCAAAAAUAGCUCAAAAUUGGAGGUUUUAUCUUUUUAUAGAAAUAAUUUAACAAAUGUGACUUGGGACGAAUUUGAUGGCUUAAAGUCGCUAACAUAUUUGCACGUUGGUUCGAACCAAAUUACAAGUUUUAAUGCUGAAAAAAUUGCGAGAUAUAUGCCGAAUUUGACGGAACUAGAUUUUCCUAUUAAUCCUCUGGAUUGCAAGAAGAGGGAAGCUUUCGCUAAUGAACUUAUCGAGAAAUUAAAUCGCACUAUUAAAAUCAGGCAUAAGUUUGAUCCAGGAUAUCACGAUUCAUGUGAGGUUUACGACGUAAAAUGGGAUGAUGAUUAAAUUGUACUUUUGAUGGACAAUAAAGUGAUAACCUUU